AUGGCGAUGGCUCCGUUCGUUCCUGCAAAUGCGCCUGCGCCAGCAGAGCAUGGCACGUACGCGCUGGUUGGGCUGGCUAUCAUCGGAGCCGCGACUUUAUACUGGUUUACCUGGGCCAAGGUGCUUCCCUAUCUGGGCGGCCAUCGAUUGCGCGAGCGGGAUGGUGUUUUUUCAGAUGGCACCUCUUACAAGGAGAUUGUCCGGUUUGUGUUCAAUCUAUAUACGGGUUCUAUCUACAAGAAGACCCCCCAAUAA
Aspergillus steynii IBT 23096 is the source of this 255-nucleotide messenger RNA. RefSeq lists its product as uncharacterized. The coding region runs from base 1 to 255 and encodes 84 amino acids. The record is from RefSeq and is a predicted model, not a curated record. Lineage: Eukaryota; Fungi; Ascomycota; Eurotiomycetes; Eurotiales; Aspergillaceae. The transcript is spliced from 3 exons.